AAAGUAUGUUUUACUGCUGACGCUGUCGCUGAAGCAAUCGAACUUUGCAUCGAAACCAUGAUAAUUUUAAAAAGAAAUCAUGCUGUUUAAAACCGGCGACCUACAUUUCAUGGGUAAGGUCAAAAAAAAUGUAAUUAUACUUUAUAUGUGAAUGUCAUUUUGUUUUUUAAUUAUUUUGUUUAUUUAAAUAUAAAAUUGUUGCAUUUCUUAUAUAUUUCAGAAUUCCAUAGCAGGAAGGAAAACUUAUUUACAAUCCCAAUGAUGUCUUAUUGAGGAUCAAUUAUGCCUUCUGAAAAUCCCAAGAAUUCAUCUCCUAACAAGGAGAGCGUAAAAAUCACCCAUAGUCCUAUUAGAGAUGAUCUCAGAGCAAUAUUAUUAUUGAUGUUGCUUUAUCUUCUACAAGGGAUACCAUUAGGAGUAGCAUCUUCUGUUCAAUAUAUGCUAAGAACCAGACAUAUUGGUUAUAAACAGCAAGCCAUAUUUAGUUUAUCAGAUUGGCCAUAUAGUUUAAAACUAUUUUGGGCUCCUUUUGUGGAUUCUGUAUUUUUUAAAAGAAUUGGUCGCCGAAAGUCGUGGUUAGGUCCAGUUCAGGUUUUAAUAGCUAUUGCUCUUUGGUUAUUAUCGUUAGAAGUUGGGGAUCUUUUGGGUCCAGAAAAUGGUGAUAAAGAAAUAAAUGUGAUUCUUCUCGCACUUAUAUUCUUCACAUUGACUUUUCUUGCUGCCACUCAGGAUAUCGUUGUAGAUGGAUGGGCCUUGAACAUGCUCUCAAAGCGUAAUGUCGGUUGGGCUUCAACAUGCAAUACUGUUGGUCAAUCAACUGGAUAUUUUAUAUCCAAUGCUUUAUUUUUAGCUUUAGAAUCCUCUUCAUUUUGUAACGCUCACUUGAGGAGUGUUCCAAACUCAAAUGGCAUUUGGAAUUUAAAAGGUUUUUUACAAACAUGGGCAAUUAUCUACGUAAUCGUUACGAUUCUGGUUCUCAUUCUAAAGCGAGAGAAGAAGCCGCAAGUUGCUGUUUCUAGUGUCAACAAGUCCUAUUCACAAUUGUGUAAAAUUCUAACUCAUCCUCCUGUAAAGCAAAUUGUCUUCCUUCAUUUAACGUCAAAAGUUGGUUAUGCCGCAACAGAAAUCUUAACCAAUUUAAGACUCAUAGACGCUGGUGUGCCCAGGCACAAUUUGGCAUUGAUGAGUAUGCCAAUGGUUCCAAUAAAUAUUAUUCUACCAUUGGCCUUAAGUAAAUUAGUAGCUGGUCCAAGACCAUUUACAGUUUUCUUAAAGAGUCUACCACCCAGGUUAUUGAUGUGUCUAGGACUUGCAGGAGUCGUUUAUUGGGCAAAAGUAUUGAACGUAACGGACGGGGUGUUUCCUUCAAAGUUUUACUUUGCUCUCUUUAUCGUACAAGCUCUAUAUCAGACUACAGCAUAUGCGUGCACAGUUGGCACCAUUGGCUUUCAUUGUAAGGUUGCAGAUCCCGGUAUAGGUGGAACUUAUAUGACAUUACUUAAUACUGCAACUAACUUAGGUUUUAUUUGGCCAUCAACUUUGGGAAUCUAUAUAGUUGACUUAUUGUCUGAUAAGCAAUGUAAAAAUACUGAAGGAGGUUAUUGUUAUAAUCAACAACAAAUACAGGCUAGUAAAAGAAUAAAAUGUGUUGAAAGAGGAGGCGAAUGUCGAACUCUAAUUGAUGGAUUUUAUAUUGAGGUUAUUAUGGGAAUACUUUUGGGUUGCGUAUGGCUAAAACUGUUUUAUAGGAAAGCUGAAAAAUUGCAGGAUCUAGCCAGUGAAGAUUGGCAAGUCGGUGCUUAA
Dimorphilus gyrociliatus is the source of this 1803-nucleotide messenger RNA. Lineage: Eukaryota; Metazoa; Annelida; Polychaeta; Dinophilidae. The record is from the annotation of a GenBank genome assembly.